AUGGUCAAAAUUGCGUUGGCUGGCGGCUCCGGCGAUGUUGCAUCAGAGAUCAUCGAAGUACUUGUCGCCGCGAAGAAGCAUGAUAUCGUCAUGCUUUCUCGAAGUGUCAAACCCAAGCGCGAGACUACUGUGGGCGUGACAUUUGUCACUGUCAAUUACGACGAUUUGGAACAGCUGACUCAUGCGCUGAAAGGCGUUCAUACCGUACUUUCUUUCGUGUCCGAAGGCGACGACCCGACGAGUCCAGUGCAGAAGAAGCUCAUCGAUGCAGCGGUACAGGCUGGGGUGCAACGUUUUGCACCUAGCGAGUGGGCUUCAUCGAAAUUUGAUUAUCUGGAUUGGUACGCAUACAAGGGAGCAACACGCGAGUAUCUCAAAGACAUCAAUAAGGACAAGAAGGUCCUUGAGUACACACUGUUUCAGCCCGGUCUCUUCCUCAAUUACCUGACCUAUCCACACGCUUCAGCUAAACAUCUACACCUGAUGGACACGCCACUCAAUCUGAAUGAACGCCGCUUCAUAACACUUGAAGGCGGCGACGAUACCCGCAUCAAUUUCGUCACUGUGCAGGAUCUUGCUGACAUCGUCGCCAAGGCCGUCGAUUACGAAGGCGAAUGGCCGAUCAAUGGCGGUAUACAGGGUACCGAGAUCUCUAUGGGAGAUCUGAUCCUCCUAAGUGAGAAGAUCCGUGGCGGUGCCUUUGAUGUGACCAAGCUUAAGCGGUCUGACAUCCUGGCUGGGGAGUGGAAGGCUUCAUGGGCACCGGUAAUGGACCAUCCAGCUAUAAAGAAAGAAGAGCUCGAUGCUAUGUCUAAGCAUAUUGCUGGGAGGCUUCUGCUCGCUAUUGACGCUGGUGGAUAUGUGGUCAACGACAAUUGGAAUCGCCUGCUUCCGGACUAUCAAUUUACCAGGCUGGAGGGGUUUCUGAAGCAGGCAUGGGAAGGGAAACCGUAA
Molecule: messenger RNA, 954 nt
Organism: Didymosphaeria variabile
Lineage: Eukaryota; Fungi; Ascomycota; Dothideomycetes; Pleosporales; Didymosphaeriaceae
Exons: 4
Coding region: 1-954 (317 amino acids)
Source: RefSeq, a predicted model, not a curated record